Moesziomyces aphidis is the source of this 927-nucleotide messenger RNA. NCBI's taxonomy places the organism in Eukaryota, Fungi, Basidiomycota, Ustilaginomycetes, Ustilaginales, Ustilaginaceae. The record is from the annotation of a GenBank genome assembly.
AUGCGAAAGAGCGGUACUGCUGGACGCGGCCCCUCCGAAGCGGCACAACAGAGGGCGGAGAAGCCGAGACACGGCUUUGGGCCCCCGUGUGGCCGUGAGAGCACACUAGUUGCGACAGGCAGGGUGUGCGGACGAGGCUCGAUGCGAGGGGAAAAUGCGCGCGCGAGGCCAGGCGGAGGAAAGCCAGAUCGAGAGGCGCAGCCGACUCGCGGCGGAUGCACUCGACGCACUCUCCGGACGUCAAAUUGCGACCACAGAAACCCUGCCCUGGUCCUCGCUUGCGCCAAGCCCACGCGUGUUCUCACAACGACAGCAGCUCAGCACUGUCCCAGACAUCGGGGUCCGCCGCCUCCAACCAAAAAAAUCACCAAAAAAAACACAACUGCCGCUGCUGCUUCUGCCGCUGCUGCUGCGAAGAGAGAGUCCACAGCAGUCUCGACCUCGACCUGCAACUUCCACACUCCGCCCGCCGCCCGGAGCCCGGAAUGGCUCAAGGUGCAUCCGCCGCCGCCCCGCCGCCCCAGCAGCAGCGCUAGGCAGCAGCACGCAGCAGCGAUGCACGAUCAACCGGCACGAUUCCGAUGCAAACCAACAAACCAGCUCGGGUGGCCUGGUCGCUGCCUACGACUGUCCACUGAGCUUGCAGCAUCUGCGAUUGGACGCAGCGAAUCGCGAUGCGCUGUUCGAGUCGCCGACACGUUUUCGGCUCCCAAGCUGGCGGAACCGCCCAACAGGCUUUUGUUUGCACGCCGCCCUGGGGUGGUACCGAGGCUUUUGCAUGACUCGCAAGCUGGUCCGGCGAGGUUGAUCGUUGCUACCGCAGCAGACAGCCGCACAAACAAUCGCCACAAUGACAACUACCGACGUGCAACACGGGCGGCGCCUUCCGACCCAAAUCUAGCGGACGAAGGGUGGCAGGCGUUUUGA